Pseudoliparis swirei is the source of this 817-nucleotide messenger RNA. Its product is annotated as bolA-like protein 1. Lineage: Eukaryota; Metazoa; Chordata; Actinopteri; Perciformes; Liparidae. Gene Ontology annotation, cellular component: mitochondrion. The coding region runs from base 85 to 537 and encodes 150 amino acids. The record is from RefSeq and is a predicted model, not a curated record. The transcript has 2 exons.
GCGGCAGCGCGUCUGCAGUCACUUCCGGUGAAUGUCGCGUCGUUACCAGAAACGCGACUCGCUGAAUUUACCAGGUCGCCUCCGAUGCUUCCGACUGUCCUCCGCCGCGUCCGGCCCAUCCCGACCGCUCUCGCCUCGAGCCGGCCUCUGGCCCGCUUCACACCUCACAUGGAUCCGGACCGGAGCCGGCCCGUCGAGAGCUCUAUAAGAACCAAACUGACCGACAGACUCGAGCCGGACCACCUGGAGGUCCACAACGAAAGCCACAUGCACGCCGUGCCCGCCGGCUCCGAAUCCCAUUUCCGCGUCCUGGUCGUCAGCUCGCAGUUCGAGGGCCUGCCGUUGAUACGGCGCCACCGUCUGGUGAACGAGGCGUUGAAGGAGGAGUUGAGGAGCAGCGUUCAUGCGCUGGCCAUCCAGGUCAAGACCCCGGCGCAGUGGGCGAGUCGCCCCACCCUGGAGAAGAGUCCGCCCUGCAUGGGGGGCUCGAGGGGAGACCCCACGGCGGAGGAGAAACUGAAGGCCGGCCGGGAGUAAAGGGGAGGGGCCUGUGGAGACGCUGCAGGUGGCUGCAGAUUUCAACACACAAAAUAGGUGUAUAUUGUUAUUCUAUUAUAAUAAAACAAGAAGUGUAAACACAAAAUCAGUUUUUGAAGUCAUAAAUGUGUUGUAAUAGUCCGUAUGACUCCAGGUGUUCACGGGUGGUUACCUUCGCAUUGAAAAUGCGGAAGGUUAUGUUUUGAUCGCCGUGUAUUUGUAUGCGUGCGUGCGUGUUAUUCGCAUAAGUCAAAAAAGUAUUAAACCGAAUCGCAUGACA